UUACAGCGCAUGCUUGCCUGAAAGUCACGUUUCCGGGUUAAGGUUGUCGCUUUCCUAGGUACAUGUUUGUCACCUGAUAGGGACCUAUAUCAUAAAACAUCAUAGUAUAUAUUCCUUACGGAUUAUCUAUUACUUUAAAGGAAAGCGGGGGUUGUGACAACAGCUGAUGUCACCGGGAAACAAACAGCUGUUCAGCUGUUUCCAAAGUCUGACCGGUUUGACUGAAGUGAUGCAACAUGGCAGCAACUCCUCUAAGUCGGUGUUUUCUGUCAGUGCUGAGGAGACACGCUCGGUGUCAGACCCGUGGAUUUAACGGAAACUCGAGCCUUGGCAGCGGACCGUCGGUGGGAUGGGACAGAAACAGAAACAGCGGUGGGGACAACAGUCGCUCUCCGGGGUUUACGACACUCUCUGUGGGUUUGGGACUGUGUGGUGCCGCGCUGCUCUACAGUCAAAGGGACAAACACUCAAAGGACAGAGACGCUUCUGUGUCUGUGCGGGUUUUAGAACUCAUUCUCCCAUCAGCUCUUUGUGCCUCUCCAUUCAAACCUGACAGCCCCCGGUAUAAAUACAACUUCAUUGCAGAUGUAGUCGAAAAGUCCACUCCAGCUGUCGUUUACAUUGAAAUCGUGGGCAGACACCCAUUUUCAGGACGAGAGGUCCCUGUGUCCAACGGCUCUGGGUUCAUCAUCAGCGGCUCUGGGUUCAUCAUCAGCAGCGAUGGUCUCAUCGUCACCAGCGCUCACGUUGUGGCCAACAAGAGAGGCGUGCGAGUGAAGCUCACAAACGGAGAUGCGUACAACGCCACCGUGCAGGAUGUUGAUCCUGUGGCAGACAUCGCCACCAUCAAAAUCACGCCGAGGAAUCCUUUACCCACGCUCACCCUCGGCAAGUCCUGUGACAUUCGACAAGGAGAGUUUGUGGUCGCCAUGGGUAGCCCUUUUGCUUUAAAGAAUACAAUAACCUCAGGGAUCGUGAGCUCAGUGCAGCGAGGCAGCAAGGAGCUGGGCCUGUCCAAUCCCAACAUGGACUACAUCCAGACCGAUGCAGCCAUUGAUUUUGGCAAUUCUGGAGGUCCCCUCAUUAACUUGGACGGUGAAGUCAUCGGUAUAAACACCAUGAAGGUCACUGCAGGAAUCUCCUUUGCCAUACCGUCAGAUCGCGUCAGACUUUUCCUUGAUAAUGCAGAGAAGAAAAAGACAUCGUGGUCCGGCGAGUCGCAGACGAAGCGGCGUUACAUUGGCGUGAUGAUGCUAACGCUUACACAGAGCAUCAUUGCAGAGUUGAAGUUGAGAGACCCGUCCUUUCCGGAUGUGACACACGGCAUCCUGAUUCACAAAGUGAUCAUGGGCUCACCGGCGAACAGAGCAGGCAUGCUGCCAGGAGAUAUCGUGUUGGAGAUCAACGGAGUGAAAGUGAACACCUCAGAGGAGAUCUACCAGACCGUCCGCAGUAGCGAUCAAAUCACCAUGGUGGUGCAACGAGGACAUGAGCUGCUGCAGCUCCAUAUGACUCCAGAGUACACAGAGUGACACUGAGCAUAUCGUUUCUGUGUCUGUUGAGUAAAAGGACAAAUGGACGUAUGACUAAUUCAUGG
This is a messenger RNA of Labrus bergylta (ballan wrasse), 1597 nucleotides long. Its product is annotated as serine protease HTRA2, mitochondrial. NCBI's taxonomy places the organism in Eukaryota, Metazoa, Chordata, Actinopteri, Labriformes, Labridae. The record is from RefSeq and is a predicted model, not a curated record. Gene Ontology annotation, molecular function: protein binding; serine-type endopeptidase activity. Gene Ontology annotation, biological process: programmed cell death; positive regulation of apoptotic process; proteolysis. Gene Ontology annotation, cellular component: mitochondrion.